Mauremys reevesii (Reeves's turtle) is the source of this 4758-nucleotide messenger RNA. RefSeq names its product TBC1 domain family member 20-like. Gene Ontology annotation, biological process: endoplasmic reticulum to Golgi vesicle-mediated transport; positive regulation of GTPase activity. Lineage: Eukaryota; Metazoa; Chordata; Testudines; Geoemydidae. Gene Ontology annotation, molecular function: GTPase activator activity. The coding region runs from base 196 to 1653 and encodes 485 amino acids. The transcript has 9 exons. The record is from RefSeq and is a predicted model, not a curated record. Gene Ontology annotation, cellular component: endoplasmic reticulum membrane.
CGAUGAGCGGCGGUGGCGGCCCGAGGCAGCGGGGGGGCGGCUCGGCCGAGCGGCCCCCCCCGGGCAGGCGGCGGGAAGGGAGCGGUGGCAGCACCCUGCCUGUCUCUUUGGGGCUCAGGCAGGAGCUGCAGGAGGAAAUGUGGACGUCGGUGGAGCCAUCGAUAGAGUUCAGUGGCUCAUCCGGCCAACGUGCCUAUGGCCUGUCCUUUUCACAGCCAGCGGCACGUGUCCUCUGCCUUUGACUGCCCUAGCCCGAUGGAUCGGGUACCCGCAUCGCAGCUGGAUGAACUGGAGGGGGCCGUUCAGUGCGAGAUGGAGCUAAACCUGCGACCUUCAGGACUGCAGUUGGGCACUUUAACUCCUCUGCGCCAGAGGGACAGGGAGCUGCCUGGAGUACGGGACACUCUGCAGGGCUGUAAUUUCACUGCUAGAAAAGACAUGAACGAGCUGCUUUGUGGAACAGCUGGGAGGGCCCGCGAUGGGAGCGCAGGGGAGCCGGGUGCACCCAACAGAACAGAGCUGCUCGGGUCGAAGAGGAAGCAGAAGCUGCUGUUAAUCCACCAGGCCCUAACGAGUGACCCGGUGGCCGUGGAGACCCUCCGGGGGGCAGCGGUGAGCGAGGGGGGGCUGCUCACCGAUGAGAUCCGCAGGAAGGUCUGGCCGAAGCUGCUUAGCGUCAAUGUGUACAACCUGCCUCCCAAGCCAGGCAGGGCUGUCCGCCAGCACCACAAGGACUACACCCAAGUGCAGCUGGACGUGAGCCGCUCCACUCGCCGCUUCCCCCAAGGCAUGCGGGCCGAGCAGCGCCAGGUCCUGCAGGAGCAACUCAUCGACCUCAUCCUGCACAUCCUGAGGGCUCACCCCGAGCUGCACUACUACCAGGGCUACCAUGACAUCGCCGUCACACUCCUGCUGGUGGCGGGCGAGCGCAUGGGCAGUGCGCUGCUGGAGAAACUCUCCACCCACCAUCUCAGGGACUUCAUGGACCCCACGAUGGACAGCACCAAGCACAUUCUGAACUAUCUCAUGCCCAUCCUGCAGCGGGAGAGCCUCCGCCUCCAUGACUUCAUGCUGAGAGCGGAGGUGGGGACGAUCUUUGCCCUGAGCUGGCUCAUCACGUGGUACGGCCACGUCCUCACUAGCUUCCCCCACAUCCUGCGCCUCUACGACUUCUUCCUGGCCUCGCACCCGCUCAUGCCUGUCUACUUCGCUGCCAUGAUCGUCCUGCACCGGGAGGAGGAGGUGCUGGCGUGUGACUGCGACAUGCCCAGCGUCCACCAGCUUCUGUCCCAAAUCCCCCAGGACCUUCCGUACGAGCGCCUCAUCUCCCGGGCCCUCCAGCUCUUCCAGCGUCACCCGCAUGCCGAGCUGGCAAAGCAGGCGGCUCUGCAGCACCACAAGAGCAUCUCCAUAGGCUCCUUCACCGCCUUCCAGCUGGCCACCUCCCAGCAGCGCCCGGACGCCGUGCUGCGCAGACAGCGGCAGCAGGACAGCGCCCACGCCGAGGCCGCUGCUCUCCUGCCCACGGCCGGGCACAGCCUGCUGGUGAAAGCAGCCGUGUGGGGGAUUUCAGCCACGCUGGGGGCGGCGGCUCUGGCCGUCACACAGACUGCCCUGGAGUGGGCACCGGAGUUCUUACUGCAGCUCUUCUAGUGCCCAGCAAGCCAGCCAGGACCCUGCGGCCGGCACCUGCACCGGGCCACGGAGCCACAGCCCUCGCGCCUCCUCCCACUUAAUUUAUUGGACUGUCUCAAAGGCCUGGGCAGCCGAGUUCAGACAGGCUGUGCCCAGCUCAGAGCGGCCAGUAGCCAAAGCACUAGCCACAGCGGCACAGAACUGGGACAGGCCUUUCCUGCUGCUGCCUGAGCCACUCGUGGCCUGGAGGGGGCAGGGCUGGGGUUACACCCCGGGCGAGAGCCGGGGCUCGAACGCUGGAUCUCUCCCAUGGCUGGGGCAGGUCCCACCCCGGCUCUCAGGUGGAAGUGUAGAACGGUGACCGCGGGGCGCUUGCAGGGGAACAGAGCACUGAUCCCCAGCCCCCCGAUGGCCCCAGAGAGCUUUCCCAGGUUCCUUUGCCCAGCCUCUGCCCGUGGGGCUGUGCUGCUGCAGGCUGCCGGCCGUCCUGCUGCACAGGGGGUAGGUGUUUGCUAAGCACCAGCUGCCUGCGUGUUUGGGCCCAGGGCGCAGGAAGAGAGACGCCCCCGCCCAGAGGGGCCAGGCAGCCCCUCCUCCACUAGCAGGAUGGUGCGAGCGGCUGCAGGCUGCGGGAAGCGCUGUCCCAGCAGAGUGGCGGGGGGGCACUGCAGGCCGGGGCAGCGUGCCAGGAAUGGCGGAAGGCAGGGAUCACUGGAGUGAGGGUGCACAGGCAUGAGCAGAGCCUGGAAAGCAGUGAGGAAGGGCGCCCUGCACAGGCUGCACCAGGGGAGAGAGGCCUCGCCUAGAUCGCUGCUUCUCUCCUACUGCCUCCCUUGCACCCAGGGUCCUCCUGGUGUCUCCUCUGUGCCUGCCUCCGCUCUCGCCUCGGCCCUGCCAGUCCCGCCCCUCAGCCAGGACGGAGGGACGCUGGGCCCAGAGUCUGGGACAGGCCCUUUUCUCAGGGCUUCAACUUUAUUUCUUCCACAUAAAGCCAGUGCAGCACAUCAGCCGUCCCUUCCCCCAGCGCCGGGAAAGCAGCCAGUGGUGCCUGCCUCCCCAUGCCAGUCCCAAGAGGUGGCAGCAGCAAGCGGAGCUUGUGCCCUGCUUACCAAGUGGCCCGGAUCACGCUGUGUCAGUGACCUGUCCUCUUCAUUCUUUCCUAUUCCCUCAAUUUCUGUCAGCUGCAAACGUGAUCAGGGAUGAUUUUAUGUUUUCUUCCAGCUCAUUGAUAAAAAUGUUAGUGUAGGGCCAAGAACCAAUCCCUGUGGGACCCUGCUAGAAACCCACCUGCUCAAGGAUGAGUCCCUGUUUACAGUUACCUGUUGGGACCUAUCCGUUAGCCAGCUUUUCAUCCAUUCAGUGUGUGCCAAGUUACAUUUAUAUCAUUCGAGUUUUUUAAUCAAAAUGUCAGGAGGUAUCAAGUCAAUGCCCAAUAGUCUAUGUACGGUGCAUCAGCACUAUUACCUUUUUCAACCAAAUUUAUAAUCUCAUCAAAAAAAUAUCAAGUGAGUUUGACAGGAUCUAUUUUCCAUAAACCCAGGUUGAUUGGCAUUAAUUAUAUCACCCUCCUUUAAUUCUUUAUUAAUCGAGUACCAUAUCAGCUGCUCCACUAUCCUCUCUGGGAUAGAUGUCAGAUUGACAGGCCUCUAAUUACCAGUUUACCCUUUUUAGAUAUUGGUGUAACAUCAGCUUUCUUCUAGUCUUCUGGCACUUUCCUGGAAUUUUAAAACACUAGGAAUCAAUAUGAAUGGUGCAGUGCGUACCUCAGCCAGCUCUUUUAAAACUCUUGUAUGCACGUUACCUGCUGAUUUUUAAAUGUCUAACGUUAGUAGCUGCUGUUCAACAUCCUCCUGAGAGACUAGUGGACUGGAAAGGGCGUUAUAGGAGAUGACUACAUCUUUUUUUGACAGAACAAAAAUAUUUAUUGAACUUUUCUGCAUUAUUAUUGAUAAGUCUACAAUUUCCAUCUAGUAAUGAAUGGACUGUUCUUUUUGUUCCUAAUAUAGUCCUUGUCCUUAAUUCUGCUGGCCACAGAUUUCUCCUUGUGUCCUUGUACUUCCCUUAUUCAUUUUCUAUAAUUCCUAGUUUCUGAUUCAUAUUCGUUAUUAUCAACUUCCCCUUUCUGUGCUUUGUUACGUAUUUUCUAGCUGCUGUUACUUUCCCUCUCAACCAGGGUUUUUUUUAACCAAUAGAAUCAUGGCCUGCUGCUUUGAGACCCUUCUUGCCGUUUCAGCUAAGAGGCCAAGGACUGAAUGGCUACACAGGGACUGAGCCCGCCCCCCACCUCCUCUUGUUGUUGUUGGAGAGUUCUGGAUUGACAGCUGUGGAUACCCUCAAUGUGCCUUUACAGAGCGGCAAAGCUGCUAGUUAAUGUCAUAGAAUCAGAGACUAUCAGGGGUUGAAGGGACCUCAGGAGGUCUGUGCCUUUGCUGUGGGGUGAGGCCUUUAGCAAUUUCUGCUCCUUUUUGACUGCACUAAACCCGCUUUACAAGAAACAAGCACAUUAAGAAUGGUGAAAAUAAAAUCAAGGGGUUUCUUUUGUUUUAAAUAAUUGAUUUGAACUGGCCACCCUGAUGGGUCCCAUUAACAUUCCAUUAGUGCUGGGUAAGAUAUGUGAUCAUUUCUGGAAACUUUAAAAGAAUUUCCACCCCUUGCCUUGUGCUAGACACUUAGCAGGUAGGUAAUAAUGUUCUGAGCACUGCAUGUACCCUGGUCAGUGAGGGGAUGUGAGUACUCGCUGGGCUAGUGAAAUAUUUAUUUAUACACCUAUAAUGCUCCAAUUCAGGGGGGUCUCGACAGUCAGGUGACAGCAGCUUCCUAGAUACACACACACACACACACGACUUUCUGGCGCCAGUCCGAAGUGACACAGCUCUUUGGCCAGGCUCGGAGGCUAGCAAGCAAACCGGUUAUUAACAGUUAAAAGGUGACCGUAUUCCUAAGCAGGGGAUGGGUCUCGGGGCUGUCCAGAGAGGAGCUCGGGGAGGGAGAAAAGCCAGAGAGCACGUCUGUAAUGAAAAGUCGAGAGGGAAUUCCUCUUUCCAAGGUCCCCGCGCAUGGAAAAGAGGGAGACGCCCGGGAAGCAGCUCUCUGUGUACCCUGCGUUAUUGUGUGGAAGGUAUA